Molecule: messenger RNA, 2881 nt
Organism: Plectropomus leopardus (leopard coralgrouper)
Lineage: Eukaryota; Metazoa; Chordata; Actinopteri; Perciformes; Serranidae
Gene: tas1r3
Product: taste receptor, type 1, member 3
Biological process (GO): sensory perception of umami taste; sensory perception of sweet taste; G protein-coupled receptor signaling pathway
Cellular component (GO): plasma membrane
Molecular function (GO): G protein-coupled receptor activity
Source: RefSeq, a predicted model, not a curated record
UAUCUGCAUCAUGGUUGCACCUGUCGCUCUGCUGGUUUUGUGCUGGGCACUCAGGCUGAGCUGCAGCACAAGUUCAACUGAAUGGUUCCACAACAUUUCUACCAGUCUCUUCAAUUUGUCUGGGGACGUUAUGCUCGGAGGGCUCUUUCCCAUCAACCUGAUCACCAGCAACCUCAGCCAGAGAACGGAGCCGAACGACAUCAGCUGUGAAAGAUUAUAUGAGAACGGACUGGGCCUCGCUCUAGUGAUGAAAUACGCAGUGGAUGAAAUCAACGCAAACCAAGGUCUGCUCCCUGGCAUCAAGUUGGGUUAUCAAAUCUACGACACUUGCAGACAAUCUGCGGUCAUUGUGAAGCCUACCAUGUCUUUCCUCACUGCAAAAUCCAGCAAAGCGCUGUCUGUGAGGUGCAAUUACACCAACUACGAGACCAGCAUAUCAGCCGUGAUUGGUCCUUAUAGCUCGGAAAUGGUGUCGGUCAUUGGAAAGCUCCUGGGAUUCUUUCUGAUGCCACAGGUUAGCUACGGUGCCACCAGUGACAAAUUCAGUAACAAACUUCUCUACCCAUCAUUCUUCCGUACGGUGCCCAGUGACAGAUGGCAAGUGGAUGUCAUGGUGCUGCUGCUGAGGGAGUUUAAGUGGAACUGGGUGGCCGUGGUGGGCAGUGAGGAGGAGUAUGGGCAACGAGGUGUGCAGGAAUUCUCCAAAAAAGCAGAAAACAUGUCGGUCUGUGUGGCUUAUCAGGGGCUGAUUCCGGUGUACACUGACCCAGCACCAGCAAUCAAAACCAUUAUCCAAAAUAUCAAAGCAACCAAAGUGGGAGUGGUCGUGGUGUUUUCUCUUGUUGAGCCAGCUGAGAUCUUUUUUAAAGAAGUCAUAAAGAAUAAUGUAACAGCUGUGUGGAUUGCAAGCACAAGUUGGGCCAUCAAUAAUCAAAUAACUUCCAUCCCCAAUAUCCAAUCAAUCGGUACAGUAAUUGGAUUCAUUGACAAGAUACAGACUCUGGAUCUGCUCACCAACUACACAAAAGCACUCUUCACCAAACUGAGUGAGGAGAGGGAAAAUACGCCUGCUCCAUCACUAGUGUCCAAAGGCAAUCCUGACAAUCCCUGCCCACAGUGCUGGAGCUUGUCGAUGGAUAAUAUCAGCUUGGUGGAAGACCCUGGAGUGAAGCGCACGGCUUUCAGUGUGUAUGCUGCCAUCUACAGUGUGGCACAGGCAUUGCACAACCUGCUGGGAUGCAACUCAACUGCCUGUAUGCACGGAUCUGAAACCAAAGUUUAUCCCUGGAAGCUGUUGGAGGUUUUAAAGAAUACCUCUGUAGACAUAAAUGGCAAACAUUUACAGUUUGACAGUCAAGGCAACCCAAACAUAGGAUACAGUAUGAUUGAGUGGAUCUGGAAUGCUUCAGAGGUCAACUUCAUAGAUGUUGGAAGCUUUUAUGAACAGCUGACCAUCAACAAAACCCUCUUCAAAUGGCACACUAAAACUUCAGAGGUUCCUCAGUCGACCUGUUCGGCAGAGUGUGAUACAGGCCAGGUCCGCAGAGUCAAAGGCUUCCACUCCUGUUGUUUUGACUGUAUUGAUUGUGUGAGAGGCACUUACCAGAAAAAUAAGGAGGACAUCCAGUGCACUGAUUGCCCCACAGGUCAAUGGUCAUUCAACCGCAGCACUAACUGCACUUACCCCACCUUUGACGUUUUGUCCUGGAACACAUCUGAGGCUCUGGAAAUGGUGCUGGGCGGGGUGCUGCUCCUGGCAUGUCAGGUGUCAGUGGGUGUUGUGUUCCUGAAGUACCGGGGGACCCUGUUGGUAGCAGCCUCCGGGGGAGUCCUGAGUUUUGUGGCUUUGCUAAGCCUGAUGGGAGCUUGCCUCAGUCUGGUGCUCUUCCUAGGGCAGCCAGGGGACGUGGUGUGUCGUCUUCAGCUGCCCCUCACCUCCAUUUUCCAAACAGUGGCACUCUCCAUUAUCACGUUCAUCUCACUACAGAUACUCUACGUGACAGAGUUCCCAAAGAUGGCUUCCUCUCACCUCCACAUACUAAGAGGCCCUGGGAGCUGGCUGUUUGUGCUGGUCUGCUGUGCUCUGCAGAUUGGUCUCUGUGGCUGGUUUGUUGCAGAAGGGCUCUCGCUGUCUGAAUAUAAGGCACAAAUGAAAAUAGACUUUUUGAAGUCUUUUCUUGCAUGUCCAAUGUCCCCCUUGACUGGAUUUGCCGUGAUACAAGGUUUCAAUGGUGCAUUGGCUCUGAUGUCAUUCAUGUGCACCUUCAUGGCAGCAAAGCCUCUACAUCAGUACAACCUUGCCCGGGACAUCACCUUUUCCUCCCUGAUUUACUGUGUGAUUUGGGUGACCUUUAUUCCGAUCUACAUAGGCUUGAGUCACAAGAACAAAUCAAUCGUCCAUGUGUUUUUUACCCUGGCAAGCAACUUGGGACUGGUGGUAGCCUACUACUUCCCAAAAUGCUACCUGCUGUUGUGGAAACCUGAGCUCAAUACAGCAGAACACUUCUGUACCUUUCUGGAGGGCGUCCCACUUACACAAGCUCAGGAGGAACUACAGCCACAGAAAGAGAAAUAAACUAAUGCAGUUUUAUAAAUAAAAACUCAAAGAAAGAAUGUGUAAUAAUCACAUAUCUUGUAAAUUUUUCAUUUUGCGUGCUCUAUAUGCGAACAGAGAAUGUUGGAGUUUCAUAUAAUCAUCUCGCUUAGGUCUCCAGUAUGGGCUAUGAAGCAUACCUUACAUUAGGCUUUAAUAAGUUGACAUAUGAUGCAAUAUGUAAUAAUGGAAAACAUAAUACACAUAUAUUCCUUAUGUACAAAGUAUAGAAACAUUUUAUAACUUACAUUUUUUAAGUUUUUAUCAUGGCUAAGAUAGUUUUCUUGU